AUGGACGUGGGUUCUGGGUCUUAUACCAAUUCAGGCCCAUCUGACUCACUUCAGGGGUUGAAAUUUGGCCAGAAAAUCUACUUUGAGGCUGCUGGUGGUAGUGGUGGUGGUGGUGGUGGAGGAGGAGGAGGUAGAGGUAGGCAGCUGGGAAAACAUGGGGCUGCCGGUGGUCGGUUGAAGUUGGUGGAAGAGGAGCCGCCGGGGAGGCCUCCGCCACCAGCUGCUCCGGCUAAGAAGGGGAGAAGUGGGGUGGUUCCAGGUGGUGGAGGUGGAAGUAGUCAGCCGCCUAGAUGUCAAGUUGAAGGUUGCAAGCUAGAUCUGAGUGAUGCUAAACCUUACUAUUCAAGGCACAAAGUUUGUGGUACUCAUUCCAAGUCUCCUCAGGUAAUUGUUGCGGGCCAACUACAGAGGUUUUGCCAGCAGUGUAGCAGAUUUCAUCAUUUGCCUGAAUUUGACCAAGGAAAGCGAAGUUGUCGCAGACGUCUAGCGGGGCAUAAUGAGCGUAGGAGGAAACCACAACCUGGAUCCCUGUCAACUCGCUUUGGCACUCUGUCUUCACCUUUUUUCGAAACUAGUAGCAGAACUGGAAGCUUCCUGAUGGACUUUUCGUCGUACCGCAGCCCGGGUGGAAAGGAUUCAUGGCCGAAUACUAGAACAUCUGAGCAAGCAACAAGCAAUCAUCAACUGACUGCUAUGGGGAAAUCUCUUCUUCAUCCCUGGCAAAACAACCAUGAAAGGCCUCCUGAGCUGCUACUGCAGCAUUCGGCAGCUACGAGCGCUGCUUACGUAGCUUCUGGAAUUCCUUCUGGAGAAUGUUACACUGCCGGAGUCUCAUCGGACACCAGUCGUGCUCUCUCUCUUCUGUCAACUCAAUCUUGGGGCUCAAGGAACAGCCAAUCCUCGAGUCUUCAGGUAAAUGGAUUACUUAAUGCCGAUGGGACACCUACAUCUGGUAGUUCCCAUGGCAAUGUCAACGGUUACUUCCCAUCAAGCUCUCUUUGGGGCUUUAGGGGCUGCGAGAAUAGUACAAGCUCGCCUGAGAUCAUCCCGCCAGAUCUGGGAUUACAUCAACUUUCACAGGCAGCUGCCAGUCAAUAUCCUUCUUGUGAUGUUGAGGCAUCUCAACCAAAUGAAAGAGAAUGUCUUGGACUUGAGCAUUCUCGCGGUUACGAGUCUCCUGUGCAGAACAUGCACUGGUCUCUUUGAUGAUCACGUGAUUUCCUUCUGUUCCAGAGACUCGCCUCACGUUCUGUCUAGUCACCUGCAUCGGCAUUAUGUUUCUUCUAGAUUAUGAACUUAUCUGCUGUCUAGCAAUUAUCUUAUGUUUUCCGUUUGUCUUCCUUCCAGACUCAAAAACUUAUCGGCUAUCUGGCAAUAAUGUUGUAUCCUUUGUCAAGUUUCAUCUUGACUGGCGAUGCCUUGACUAUCGUAUCAGCUAUGGAUUCUCAUCUGUGUUAAAAGUUGGAGACUUGGGAGUGUUAAUUUGUUUUGUUUUCCUUACUUGUUGCAUGGUCUCUUAAGAUUUGUUUUAGAUACAGAAGAUCAGUAGGAAUGAAAAUUGCAAUAAAUGAAGCUCCUUUCGAGUAAUAGACUGUGCACCUAAGAACUAACAGCAUCCACCACAAAAUUUAAGCUAUAAUAUGAUGUAAUUGUCCUCCCCCUCCGAACACAUUUAAAACUUCCAUAUGUAGCUAAGGGACUAUUCGCCUAUUUUUCCAUGCAUUUGAACUUUAGAGGGCUUUGCCCGGUUAGAGAGAGUACCAAUGAAAGAGACCUAUCGUAACAUCCAAGAUAAGAGGACCUUUCUGAGAAAAUGAUGCUAUGAAUGUGCAAUUGUCAUUUAUAUCAUCUUCAAAAAUUUGACAGCACUGUGGAAAUUAUAAUCCACAUAUAUCACGAAACAAAUAUGUACAUCGCAGUUUUUUGCUUAAAAAAGUUUGCCCAAUCUAUAUAGUAGCAGAAUAACUUUCCCAUAAUCCUUAACCAGGCCAGCUCUAGACGUCAUGCAGCAUCUUGACAUUUUAAUGUAAGUUUUAUCUUCAGAAUAUCACUCAAAAUGGGAACUUUAUGUCUUCAGAAAAUCUGUCUGCAAACUUGGGAACCAAAGACAACUUCAUUGAACUCUGUGGGCUCAGAAGCUGUUCUCAAGUUGUCAUGCCAAAUUUCGGACUGCAACUGGAUAUUGCAAUUCGCCAUUAGUGGUCAUCUUCAUCUAUACCAGGGCAACUGGAUAAGAGUGUGUCCUUUGACUCAUACUGCAGAAUAAACGACACAGCAAAAAAGAAGCUUAUCAGAUCGUAACAGAAUUCAUUCUUUCAUUUAGUUUUGCAACAGCUAGAAAAGGCAUAAGUUUGAUUUCUGCUCUAAACGUUGACAAUUGACUUCUAACAAGUUAAAAAGUGAACACUGAAAUUCACACCUGACAACCACAAAACAGACAAU
Messenger RNA from Oldenlandia corymbosa var. corymbosa, 2442 nucleotides. The record is from the annotation of a GenBank genome assembly. NCBI's taxonomy places the organism in Eukaryota, Viridiplantae, Streptophyta, Magnoliopsida, Gentianales, Rubiaceae.